UAUGAGUCAUCUAAAAAUCAAGCCCAAGACUUAUCUAAAGUGAACAUCUCUUCAGCAUCUAAAGUCGCACUAGAAGUUGUAACCUCUAUAACCUCUGAUCAGACUAGGUCGCAAGAUGCUGAUUUUUUGUCUCCUUUCAACUCUCCAGAAAACAAUCAUAUUCAUCUCAGGAAAACGCUUCUCUAUCUAUUAUCUGAAAAGUACCAUACAAUCAAAAAGUUGAGCAAG
Molecule: messenger RNA, 228 nt
Organism: Funneliformis caledonium
Lineage: Eukaryota; Fungi; Glomeromycota; Glomeromycetes; Glomerales; Glomeraceae
Source: the annotation of a GenBank genome assembly